AUGGCGUCCGCUACCUUGAUGUUGCAGCGGGAGAGGCACCACACUCCCGCCAGCACUCUUGCUUUUCUUGCGUCCUCUUCCCUUCUUUAUCCUGUGGUUAUAUCCUCAUGCCCCUAUGUGGCCCUUUAAUGCAUUAAUAACUAUUCCACACCACGGCCUGCAAUCAAGUGCUACUCGCGAAGAGCAUCCCUAGUGAACCCCUGCCUGCCCUCAGAUGACUGCCCCUUCAACGCCGCGCCAGUCAUGGCAAGGACCGCAAGAUGUGUUGAACUUGUCUGCAGAUAGUUACACAGCUCAGAGACUUGAGCAUGCCACACCCAACCAUAUCCACCUUACGUCCAGACGCACCUUCAUCGGACCAAUUCCGGAAGGAUGGCUGAAGAGUCACCGGAAGAGCUGGUACCAGCACCACCUCCACAUCAACUACUCCUCCCGCGCCGCGACAUUCUCCGAAGACCCCGCACAAGCUCGCCAGCGACGUCUGUCUGGUCUGGAAGGACCCAGUGCCUCGGUCCUGUAUGGUCACAGCUUUCCACAGCCGGACAAUCUAUCGCUGGAGGAAGAACCAGAAGAGGGUGACAAUGUCCAAGAAGAGGGUAGUGGACCUACUGUAGCCACGUCGAGUUCGCCUCCUGCCUUGGAAAUCCCUAGAACCUCCAGAAGACCAAGUGAGGCCGUUACGGAGGAUGGGGCAGACUUUGUGGACGCGCCGUCGGAGCCAGAAGAUGAAGCUACACCAGACCCCAUGGACCCAUCUCCUCGUCGACUAAAGACGCGCCGGGCAAGCUCGAAAUCAUUCGUGACCGCCUCCAGCAUCCCAUCCAGGGAACCAAGUCCGGAGCGGAGCUCAGAGAACCAAGACUCCAAUCGCCAUACUGGGUCGAGGGUCACACCGCAGCGGGGCGAGUCCCCAGGCAAAGCGGAGGGUAGUAUCAACCGAGUGGCAAGUUCAUUGACUCCUGAGCCUGCGGGAGAAGAGACUUCCACUUCUUCUUUACUGCGUAGGACUGACAGGAAGAAGGCCCAAGAGGAACCCGAGCCUCGGGCAUCAAGGGGCAUGAUUUCCAGGGUAAUGACCAGACGAUCACAGAACGGGUCUGCCGAGAGAACUCCACAACAUGAUGGCACAGAAGAAGACGUUAGCGCCAUCUCUCGAUCCAAAAGCCAUCUCCGUAACCUGGUUCAUUUCGACGUACCAGAAGACUCGAAGCGGGCAGAGCUACAGCUAAAGGCAAAAGCUGCGCAGAUGACCAUACAGCACGCUUCCACCAAAGUUCGAAGGAGAAAGGUAAAGGACGGUCUAGUGGUUAAAAUGGAGCGUAUGUUGAUUCGCGUGGACGCGACUGCAAAUGAAGUCCCAGAGGACUACGACGAGAACGGCAAUCAGAAAAUUGAAUCAAGAGUUUCAGAGAAAUGGCGAGAAUACAUGGUCGUGUGCCGGCAAAAUAUCUCAGAAGAUGCAGACUUUGUGCUUCAGAUGUAUAAGUCUCGGGUUAUUCCGGCGAUUGAAGCAGCUAAAACGAACAAACGUGCCAAGUUCGAAAUUCCGCUUGGCCGCAAGAUCACCAAAGUCAAUCUUUACUCCUCGCUAGACAAGUCUGUGGUGGUAUGGAUGCCCUCGUCUCGAGGUACCAAGAUAUUCAUCAUGCAGGCUCGCACUGCGUCUAAUGCAGUUGAAUGGUACACCUUUUUAAGAAAUAUUCUCGGCUGGCGACGAGCAUCCGAGCUUCAGAUCAGCAUCCCCGAUCUCAGCAUUAGUUUGAACAUUCAAAAUCCAUUCGAAAAGCUGGAAGCGUCACAGAACAUCGCCCAGGCCGCAGACGAAGGCGAUGAAGCCGCCAUUCUGAAGACCAUGCAGGAAGAACAGGCCGUGGCCAGAAACCUAAUUAAACGAUGCAUGUCAAUGCUGGGAGAAACGACAGAAUGGAGUGACAUCCUGGAGGCUUGGGCUAAAGAAAGGCGUAUGGGACUAGCCUGGAAGCGAUACGAUCGACUGGAAUGGAUUCACGGAGCCAACGAAAGGAAGAUGUACGGAACGAUAGCAAUGUCAAAAUCGCACGACCUAGAAUUGAGACCGAAAUCGCAUUAUCCUACCACAGCCAUCACUCGUAAGAAAAAGAAAACGUUGACAGAGCCUGCUCCAGUGGAAGGAUUUCUGAUACGAUUGACUUCACAGCGGGGUGUCAACAGGAAAUUAGGAAGGCUGUUCUUCAAGCGACUAUAUUUCUCUACCCACGAUCAGUACCUUGUGUUUUCGCUGCCAGCGAAAGCUGCUCCACCUCCUCCGCCAAAGCUUCCGGCAUCUGCAAAUUCCAGAGUUCCAACUGCUCACGAUAUUGCAGAAAACAUCCCAUUGAUUUAUGCUGUCGACCCAUUUCCUGUCCAAGACGGAGAAAUAGAGUGGUUGGCCUCUGGGCAUACUGGAACACCUGCGAAAGUCAAGCUCCAUGAUCGAGAUGCGCAGGAUGAGGCAGAUCGAAAAGCCCAGAUAUUGCUGAAUUGUGACGGAUACAUCAAUCUUUGCAAUGUCAUGAAGGUCCGAAAGGUGCACAAAGGGGAGACCCUAGCGGACGAAGACAUCGAAUCAGGAUCUGAUGUUGACUUCGACGCCGACGUGGGGGAUACCAGCCGUGACGACGGCACAACACAAGACUUUAACAAUGAUCGGACCUUCGAGUUGGUGAUGCGCAAUGGUUUGAUCGUCCGGCUACAGUCCUACAACAAGACCACCAAAAAGGAAUGGAUCAAGCGCUUGCGCCAACUCACCAAAUACUGGAAACUCCGCUGCGCGUCCGACAUCGCCCUCUACAAAUCCGUCCGCCACCAGAACCUCUCCAAGCUCAACAUCGACGAAGAAACCGAAGCCUACAUUGGCCAGUUCGCCCGCAAGUGGGAAGUAACCCAGUCCCACGCCUCACCCGAGCUCUAUAACCUCUGCGGCAUUUCCUGCUGCCGCACCAUUCACGUCUCCGGCGUUUUAUAUCGUAAACCCCGCAUCCACGCCGCCUUCCUGCGCUGCAGCGUCAUCCUCGCCGAGGGUCACCUCCUCAUCUUCCAAGAUGUCCUCCGCACCAGGUCUGGCAAGGAGCUCGCGCAUAUCCACCACGAGCGCGUUGCGGGCCUCGACCUCAAGGACUGCUAUAUCUACUCGGGCCUACUGACGGAGAACGACCUGCUCUACCAGAACCAGACGUUCGAUAACAAUAAACCUGGCCAUCACGCGCUGCCGCGGAUCUAUCUCGAAGACGGGUGGACGAGCACGGAUGAGGAUGUGAUGACGACGUUUGUCGUCUGGUAUGGAAAGUCUAAAGGAUGGUUCCGGUCUGAGGAGGGCGGCGGCGGUGGCGAGAAGGCUGCGAAUGAGGGGAAGAGGAGCCGGAUUAAACGUGUGACGAAGCUGGGGACUACGGGGAGGAGCGUAGUGUUCCGGGCCAGGAGUCGAGCGGAGAGAGAUCACUGGGUUUUGGGGAUUCAGAAUGAGAUUGAGAGGUUGCAGGGGGGUGCGGGGGAGGACUUCAGGAUUACGGAGGAGGAGAGUGGGUGAGGUUGUACGUGUUCUUGUACGCUGGCUGCUCGGUUUUGGGUAUUUGCAGUGGCGUUUAGCGUGAGCGAUAGGCGUUGAUGCGUGGGUGUAUACACAUACAGCUGGCGUCGCUGUGGUAUUAUUUCUAUCUUCCUUCCAAAAGCCACAGUAAUGCUAGGUCUAAUCUGAAUGUUCCAGUCC
Molecule: messenger RNA, 3724 nt
Organism: Mytilinidion resinicola
Lineage: Eukaryota; Fungi; Ascomycota; Dothideomycetes; Mytilinidiales; Mytilinidiaceae
Product: meiotically up-regulated gene 56 protein
Exons: 5
Coding region: 215-3544 (1109 amino acids)
Biological process (GO): ascospore-type prospore membrane formation; protein localization to prospore membrane
Cellular component (GO): prospore membrane
Source: RefSeq, a predicted model, not a curated record